This is a messenger RNA of Benincasa hispida (wax gourd), 2554 nucleotides long. RefSeq names its product double-stranded DNA binding protein (gene BIN4). Gene Ontology annotation, molecular function: double-stranded DNA binding. NCBI's taxonomy places the organism in Eukaryota, Viridiplantae, Streptophyta, Magnoliopsida, Cucurbitales, Cucurbitaceae. Gene Ontology annotation, cellular component: DNA topoisomerase type II (double strand cut, ATP-hydrolyzing) complex; nucleus. Gene Ontology annotation, biological process: DNA endoreduplication; chromosome organization. The record is from RefSeq and is a predicted model, not a curated record.
GAAUUUUAAUCAAUCCUCACGAUUUCUCGAAAAAAAAAAAAACCCUAAAAUAUAAUUUCACUUCACGCAGGCGUCGGUAACAGCAUGCACCACACCCCACGGCAGCAGCAGCAACUUCUUCCCUCCUUUAGUCUUCAAAUCGAGUCUUCAGUUCACGCCAUUUUCUUAUUCUUCUCCUUUACACCAUUUUUUCCCUUCAGAUUUCAGUCCAGUUCACCUACAACUACUAGCGUAAGUUUCUCACAAAGUUCAAGAAGUAAUUUAAUUUGGAGUAAAAUUAAUAACUCUAGAAAUUUCUCCUUUCAAAUCGAGUAUCUCUAACCCUACAAAAAAAAAAAAAAAAAAGAAAAAAAGAAGAGAUUGGCUGACAAGAAUUCUAAGACUCGGUUUUUACUGUUUAUAUUUGAAAUCUGCGCGUACGUUCAUUACCUGGAAAUCCCUGUUUCUAAGGUGAUAUAAUUUAUGCGGGGUACUCUGGAGCGGAACAAGUUUCAUUUGCAGCUCAAAUUUCAAUUUACACUCUUAGCUUUUGCUUUAUACUGUAUUGGAGGGUAAGUAUUUGCAUCUAAGAUGAAGAAUUACAUUAUGAAAAUUAUUUUGUGUAGUAGCAUUUGCAUUCAUUACGCACUCUAGGAAACUAUUUCUGCUCUCAGCAUGCGGCGUUUGCUUAAUUUUGUAGGCAUCCUUUAUUUGAUAUGACAAGUUAUGCAUUAUUGAUCUUGGAAAAUUAUUUGAGGACAAUACUGGGGAAGAACUUUGUUUUUCAUUUACCAGGUGAGAGAAUUGUGGAUCUCUAAGGCAAGGGCAUUAUUUGGUAGCGGCUAGUACAUUGGAAGACCAAAAUACUUCUGAAUCUAUACGAAGGCCCAAAUGGGCAGUUCGAGAGAGCAGUCUCCAGAUUGGAUGCGAUCUUUCCAAGCACCAGCUGGUGUUGCUCUAUCCUCUAAUUCUGAAUCUUCAAAGAAUGAUAGCUCAUCAAUGGACAAUGCAGUUGAUCAAAAGGGUCCAUCGUCAAAUAAAACCACACAGGAUUUAGAUGGAGAUCAGAUCCAAGGGGAUUGUGGCAACCAUAAUUUGGCGAAGGAAGUGAAACCUGAGGAACAUACAGACCAUGAAAACUCAAAGCACUCUGUUUGGAUGUUAUCAUCGGAUUCAGAGUCAUGUCCUGAUAAUAAUUUUAUAAAGGAAAAUUACAGUCAUCAUGAAGAAUUAUCUGAAUGUGCAACAUCUCAGUUCCAAGGGAGAGGGAGAGAUGAAAAUGCAGGUCUCAGAUUCACUGAGGGAAAAUCUAAAUCAAGUAAAGUAUCAAAUAAAAAGUCUCCAAAAAAACAGGUGAAGUCACAAGUUUGCACUUCAGUCAAAGAGAAGAUAAUCAACUCCGAAACCAAUAAAGGUGGUCUUAUGUUGGAAGGAUCUGAAUACUAUGUAAGAAAUGGUGAAGAUGUGGAUAUCAUAGAAAAAGAUGCCUUGGAUGGCUGCAACGGACCUCCUGUUUCCUCCUCAAGGUUGCCAUUGGUGUUGUCUGACAAAGUCCAUAGGUUGAAGGCACUUGUUGAGUGUGAAGGAACUUCAAUAGAUUUGAGCGGUGACAUGGGUGCUGUAGGACGAGUAGUCGUUUCAGAUUCCUCAUCUAAAAAUGAACUUUGCCUAGAUCUGAAAGGUACAAUUUACAGAGCGGCAAUAGUUCCUUCAAGGACAUUUUGCAUCGUUAACUUUGGUCAGUCGGAGGCAAAGGUCGCUCUUUUAUUCAACUACUAUAUUUUUUAUAAUAAUGAUAAUGUGAUAGAAUCUAUCAUGAACGACUUCAUACAGUUGAAGGCACUGUCCAAAGUUGACGAGGCUGAAACUAUGAUUGAAGGAACAUUAGAUGGCUUCUCAUUUGAUUCCGAAGACGAGGCUGAGAAAAUACCUAAAGUCACUUCUUCUCCAACUGACCAAAAUGAGCCUGUAGAAGGGCUCAACACAAAAUCCAAAAACAAACCCGAGAAAUCAUCAGGGCGAAAGCGUGUUAAAAUUGGAGGAAAGCUGCAAGCACCGAAGAAAACAAGGAAGAAAGUUCAAGGUUCUAAAACUAAAAGUACAAAGAGCAAGAAAUGAAGUUCGAAAUCUUUGCUUGCCCUUAAAAGGAAAAUAGUCGUUUCGUCCGAAUAGAACAAGUGGGUCGUUUUAUGGGAUAACUUCGCCCUCGAGCUUGAGGUUUUAAUUUUUUCACAGUAGUACCUUGAUUGACUUCUGCUAAGAGGCAAAGCGAAUGAGAGGCUUCGACCAAUGCUUGAAAGUUGAAAUGCAAUAUUUCCUCUCCCGUCUCCUUGACAAGAAGUUUAAUGGUUUAAUGAAUGAUCAGACUCUGAAGUUCAAAAUUUUAUCAAUCACUGGCUUCGGUUAUCUAUUUCUCUCGCAAGUCAAGUACUCAAAUCCGUUGAUCUCCUGUGUCUGUUUCAUGAAUCCUUUUUAGAUAGAACAUUUCAACUAGUAGUUGAAUCAAAACUCUAAAAUGAAUUUAGAGAAAACUCUAAUAUGAAUCUAUCAGUAAUUCAUAACUAUUUUGACUUGA